AUGCCGGGCACCUCCCUGGAGGGGGUUCGUCCCACCUACAUCUACAAGGUGGUCCUACUGGGGAGCACAUCAGUGGGAAAGUCAAGCCUGGCCUACCGAUACGUGAAAAAUGACUUCAAGGAGUCACUGCCAACAGUGGGAUGCUCCUUCUUCACACAGCUGCUCAAUCUGGAGGUAGCCACCAUCAGGCUUGAGAUCUGGGACACGGCAGGCCAGGAGAAGUACCAUAGCGUCUGCCACCUCUACUACCGGGAUGCCCAUGCUGCUCUCCUCGUUUACGACAUCGCUAACAAGGAAACACUCAACAGAGCAAAGCUGUGGCUGAGGGACCUGGAAAAGGAAUUCCUUCCUGAUGAAAUCGUCAUUGCUUUGGUGGGCAACAAGACGGACCUUGCUGCUGAGCGAGAAGUUGCCACAGAGGAGGGGGAAGAGUUUGCAAGGACCAAAGGCCUCCUCUUCAUGGAGACAUCUGCAAAAUCCAACCACCAAAUAAAUGAUAUCUUCAUGGCCGUAGCCCAAGAGCUUCUGCGGCGGGAGCAAGAGAAGGCAUCUGCCCCGUCCCUGCGUGGGAGGACAACAGUUGACCUGGGGGAGAGCAGGGCAAGGACAGGGUGGCUUCAGCUCCCAGAUUUGCUCCUGGGUUUCCACGCAAGUCAGAGCGAUGUGUUUCAGGGUCAGCCCCUCCUUACCCCCAAGCCAUGCAUCCCCUUCGCUUGGCUGGCCUCACCGCUGGGUACCACUGACCCACGCUCAUCCCACUCGCGGCCCCGUGACCGGCAUCUGACAGGUCAUAUUGCCAUCCCGUUCAUCGCCAUUGCCCCCUGUUCUGCUUCGGUGCUGCGGAUUCAGUUCCUGCCUGCUUUCACCUGCCUAGUUUUAAAACAAGGUGUGCACCAGCUGGGUAAAGGAGAGGACAGGGAGAGAAAGGAGCUUUUGCUUGAGUGA
Messenger RNA from Opisthocomus hoazin, 945 nucleotides. NCBI's taxonomy places the organism in Eukaryota, Metazoa, Chordata, Aves, Opisthocomiformes, Opisthocomidae. The record is from RefSeq and is a predicted model, not a curated record.